AUGGAUUCCUUUCUGGAUUAUUGGUUGAUCAACCGUAGGAUGAGUCGGUGCGGCCGAAUUGCGAAGAAUAGAGACUGGGCACCGGUGGAGUCUCUUAUCUCCAGUUUGUAUCGUCUCAAGCAGUUUGAUUUCAUCACAGGAAACGAGUUCACCCGUGGUUUGGAGCAGGCACUUUCUCGCCAUCACCCAAAUUGCAUCAUUAACCUUGGCACUGAAGGACAAAUGGUUGGCUUGAGUGUGCUCAAUGGAAAAAUCCGAGAAGAAUUAAACCCUGACAAAGAGGUUUGGCAAAAUUACGAAUUCACCGUUCAGACUCUUCAACGACCAUGUCUCGGCAUUCUCACCGUUCCUCUAAUCAGAAAUCUUAACCGAUCCGCCAGCGAGGAAGAUCUUGACGAAAUGCUCUAUUUUCUGGUGACCGCCACAGGACUAAAGCAUCUUGUCUUAGAAGGUCAGGCCGCUGUUCAGACAUGGAAAAUGACUCGGUUAAAAGAAGAAUGGCAAAGACUGAUCGAUACUCGUACGCCCACGAAAGUAUCUCAGCUAGAAUCAAUUUCGCUCCUGGAUUUGGAGCAAAGCGAAACCAUCCUGUUCAAGCUGGUGGGGGCUGGUCAUCUUUCAAACCUGCGAUCACUCAGCAUUGGGGGUAUCUGGAACCCACAUAAGCUGAUCAAAAUUGCCGGACUCUUUCCCAAUCUCGAGCGACUUUUCAUGCAGGUGAAUCGACCCUGGACAAAUUUUGACCUAGAUCACGACAAUGUGAUCCAAGCCAUACGAGCAUUCCGGCCUUUGAAUAUCUUGCGCUGGGCGGUCUUCGCCGCGUCGACAACCUCUACCGAAUUCUCGCCAUCCAUGGCCCGUCUUUGA
Penicillium verhagenii is the source of this 867-nucleotide messenger RNA. RefSeq lists its product as uncharacterized. Bases 1 to 867 code for a protein of 288 amino acids. The record is from RefSeq and is a predicted model, not a curated record. The transcript has a single exon. NCBI's taxonomy places the organism in Eukaryota, Fungi, Ascomycota, Eurotiomycetes, Eurotiales, Aspergillaceae.